UUUUUUUUUUUUUUUUUUUUUUUUUUCUUCCUCCUUCUUUCUUUCUUUAAAGUGGGCAAACCGCGCAAAAGAAUAAGAGACGUCCUCGGGGCGAUGACAGGAUGCCUCCUUCUCGAUCAGGACGCGUCUACGAAGGACCACCGUCUAGGAUCGCCGUUAAAAUCGGACCCACUAUCGCCCUGUUGCUGAUUCUCUUCGAGAAUCGUCGCGCGACCUGCUUAAUGAGCAAUUCCGUGGACGAUUGGGUAAGCGGUAAUGCCGUGGUCUGCAAAGGUAUUCCAGGGAUGACGAAGGAACAGCGCGAGCUAUGCCACAGAAAUCCGGACGUGACGGUGGCCGCGAUCAAAGGUCUGCAAAUGGCGAUAUCCGAGUGUCAGCAUCAAUUCAUGUGGCACAGGUGGAAUUGUUCAUCCUUGACGCCUAGUAGCAGGACGCAGCAGAGCAGCGUCCUCCUUCAGAGAGGUUACAGGGAGACUGCGUUCGCGUUCGCGAUUUCCGCAGCCGGGGUGGCGCACAGCGUGGCCCGGGCGUGCAGCAUGGGACGGUUGCUCUCCUGCGGAUGCGACCCGUCGAGUUACAAGGGUAAGCCGCCUUCCAAGGCCAGGGGCACGCAAUGGAAGUGGGGCGGGUGCUCGCACAAUCUCGACUACGGCAUGGAGUUCUCGAGACAGUUCCUAGAUACGCGCGAGAGGGCCGGGGAUAUACAGUCGACGGUCAAUCUUCACAACAAUCAAGCUGGCCGCUUGGCGGUGGCCAGCAAUAUGCAAGUGCGAUGCAAGUGCCACGGUAUGUCGGGUUCCUGCGAGCUCAAGACUUGCUGGAAAGUGGCGCCGGAUUUCCGAAUAGUCGGGAAGACGCUCAAGGAUCGAUUUCGCAACGCUGUGCUGGUGGCGCAAAGCAACCUGGGCAGCGUGACGCCGUUGACCAGAGUGAGAGGAUCGCGGAGAAGGAGACCGGAUCGGCAGAGGCAGAGGAAACAUCGCGGUGGAUCGGGCGGGAAUGGGCGCAAGAGGAGGCCUCGGGAUCUCGCCAAGCAGCUGUUUUAUUACCAAAAAUCGCCAAACUUUUGCGAGAGAGAUCCAAGCGCGGACAUCCCUGGAACAGCGGGGCGUAGAUGCAACAAGACCAGCUCAGGUGGGGACGGGUGCGGCAACCUGUGUUGCGGAAGAGGUUACAACGUGGUGAGACAACGACGGGUCGAGAGGUGCAAAUGCAAGUUUCAUUGGUGUUGCAUCGUGCAAUGUCAGAACUGCACUGUGGAAGAGUGGAUCACUGUUUGCAAGUGAAAAGCAAUCGAAUGGAGAUGUUGGGGGAAGGGAAGGGAGGUAUCUUGUAUUUUUCGCGUGUCUCGAUGGAUCGAAACGAACGCGAUAAAUGACGAAUUGAUCCGAACGAACAUGAGCAGAAUCGCGUGUAAAUAACGCUUGAUACACGGAUUAAAUCGGAUCAAGGUACGAACGGUAUUUCCGAGUCCAAUCUGAUUACCACUUGGAGUCGUCGUUAUCGAAGUCUCGUCGUUAUCAAGAAUCGUUGCAUUAGUAAUCAAUAGUAAAAGGAUGGAUGGAUGGAUGGAUGGAUAGAUGGAUGGUUGAUCGGUAUAAGUAUCGAGUAUCGAAGGGAACGAGAAUCGAAAUCGAAACGGAUUGACGCUUAACGCGAAUGAGUCAGAGAUCUGUCGAGACGGAAACGUGAGUGAGUCGACGAACGUAUUGGAAAGAGCGUGAGUCAAAGAGCGGCACUCGCGAAAACGGCCUCGAUACGAAGAUUAGCCGUGAGAGAUCGAGUCGACACCGAUUCGGUCAUCGUAUUUCUAUUCACGCUUCUAGUACGCGUUAUCGGGACACACGUAACGCUCGUGUAACACUGGCGAUCGCGCGCACGAGCGACGCAACGUGGCUGGAAAAAGACAAUGUAAUUGUUCUUUUCUUAAUAAUCGCGCGACUAAUUGUAACUUAAUUUAACCGGUAGAUUAAGCGGGCCAAUAAUUUAUUUAUAACGUUGCCUCUAUUUAAUUAGUAGAUAUAUAAUUUGAAUAUUCACAGCAAGUGUAAACACCUCCGUCACAGUAUUAUUAGAGGAAGCAAUGUGCGUGUGUAUAGAGAUAUUUCGGGAUGGAUGCGAUUGUAUACAAUUUAAUAAUGCGCGUACAAUAAAGAGUUCCUUUGAUCGAUAAUCGCAAACCCAUUUGUACGUCUGUUCUCUCUUCUCUUCUCUGCAGCCUCGAUCGCGGGAGAAUCGCGCCUCGAAUCGAUCGCUGUCCGAUUAUAAUCGAUUACAGUCACGACAGGACGACUAUACGAAUCCCGCGUGAUUCGCGCGCGAGGAUCGCUCGUGAAAUCUCGUAACUCUUUCGAACUUUAUUUUCGGAUGACCAUUGCCAUACCAUACUCUGUAUUCUAUGUAUUCUCGUGGAUAGUUAGUCGUUCGUCGUUUCGUUCGACCUUCUUUUUUCCAUCGAUCGAACGAUAAAUUGUCUCGCGUUAAAACCUUGGAAAAAUCUGUGUCAAUUCCACUUACAUGCCAAGCGAAAGAAAAAGAAGAAAAAAAAAAAGAAAGAAAGAAAAAAA
Messenger RNA from Apis mellifera (honey bee), 2567 nucleotides. RefSeq names its product protein Wnt-10b (gene Wnt10). The transcript has 4 exons. Bases 102 to 1286 code for a protein of 394 amino acids. The record is from RefSeq and is a predicted model, not a curated record. Gene Ontology annotation, cellular component: extracellular region. Gene Ontology annotation, biological process: canonical Wnt signaling pathway; cell fate commitment; multicellular organism development. Gene Ontology annotation, molecular function: cytokine activity; frizzled binding. Lineage: Eukaryota; Metazoa; Arthropoda; Insecta; Hymenoptera; Apidae.